This is a messenger RNA of Clupea harengus (Atlantic herring), 1222 nucleotides long. RefSeq lists its product as uncharacterized. NCBI's taxonomy places the organism in Eukaryota, Metazoa, Chordata, Actinopteri, Clupeiformes, Clupeidae. Gene Ontology annotation, molecular function: cholesterol transfer activity; phospholipid binding; phosphatidylcholine-sterol O-acyltransferase activator activity. The record is from RefSeq and is a predicted model, not a curated record. Gene Ontology annotation, biological process: cholesterol metabolic process; cholesterol efflux; lipoprotein metabolic process. Gene Ontology annotation, cellular component: high-density lipoprotein particle; extracellular region; low-density lipoprotein particle.
CCCCCUCCCUUCCCACAAAACCACUAUAAAAGGUAGCCACCUCUGCCUGAUUCUUCAGUCUCUGCAAGACCAAUCACCUACAGAAUCACCAUGAAAUUUGUGGCACUCGCACUAACCAUCCUGCUUGUGGCAGGCGCUCAGGCCCGCAUGGUGCAGGCCGAUGCCCCAGCCCCACUUGAGCAUGUGAGGUCCGCAGUCAUGGUGUACCUGACCCAGGUGAAGGAGACCGCUCAGAAGGCCCUGACCCACCUUGACGACACUGAGUACAAGGACUACAAGAUGAAGAUCUCUCAGAGCCUUGACGAUAUGCUGACUCAGAUGCAGACUGCCUCCGCCACUCUGUCUCCCUACACCGAUGCCUUCGCCACCCAGGUCAUGGAAGCCACCGCCGGCCUCCGCGCCUCCAUCACCGCUGACGUUGAAGAUCUGCGCAAGACCCUGGAGCCCAAACGCGAGGAGCUGAGAGCAGUCCUGGAGAAGCACAUGCAGGAGUACCGCGAAAAGCUGGAGCCCAUCAUGACCGAGUACACCGCCAAGCACAAGGAGGAGAUGGAGGCCCUCAGAGCCAAGAUGGCACCCGUUGUGGAGGAGCUGCGUGCCAAGGUGCAGGCCAAUGUUGAGGAGACCAAGUCCAAGCUGGUGCCAAUCAUCGAGGCUGUGCGUUCCAAGCUGACCGAGCGCCUGGAGGAGAUGAAGGGCAUGGCCACCCCUUACGUUGAAGAGUACAGGGAGCAGCUGAUGGCAGCUGUGGCUGGCCUGAAGGAGCAGAUGGGCAAGAGCGACGGUGUGGCUGAGGAGCUGAAGACCAAGCUGAUGGCCGUCUACGAGACCCUCAACAAGGCUGUCACCAAGGCAUAAAGCGUCUGUCCCCCCUUUACCCUCAUCUGACAACACCUCACUCCUCCUGUUCUUCUUUUCCAUUCCUCCACGCUCACUCACAGCACACACCCACACCCACCCACGCACUUCCCCCUUGUGACAAGGGCUAAUGCAAUGCCAUGGCUGGACACUUUGCUUCCUAACACCCGAGCAGCCUAACACACGCACACAUCCAUCGUGUGGGAUGAUUGCACAGCUGCAAGCACGCAGAAAGAUGAAGCCAACUUUUCCAUCGAAACUAAACCCAUGAAAUGCUUGAAUAUUCUGUCAUGCUGCUGCUUGUUAGAAAAAAACUAGUGUCUUAACACUGUCUGUUCAAUAAAAUCCAGACUGUUUCAUACUA